Molecule: messenger RNA, 1464 nt
Organism: Raphanus sativus (radish)
Lineage: Eukaryota; Viridiplantae; Streptophyta; Magnoliopsida; Brassicales; Brassicaceae
Product: protein LAZY 2
Exons: 6
Coding region: 198-1094 (298 amino acids)
Biological process (GO): gravitropism; regulation of growth
Source: RefSeq, a predicted model, not a curated record
UAUUUUUUUAACUUCAAAUUCUCUCUGUUAAGUAGUCAAAGUUUGGAACUUGAACACCAUCAAAUUCAUCAAUCUUACUCCAAGUUGUCUAAAUCUCUCUCCCAUUCUAUCUCUAUAAUAACCAAUCUCUAUUCACCAACAACUUAGUUCAUACAUAUAUAAAUUAGAACUCUGUCACAGAACCUCAAAUAAAAAACAUGAAGUUGUUCGGGUGGAUGCAGAACAAGCGAAAUGCGAAAUAUGAGAAUCAUAACAGAACAAGCACUUCCUCUGCUUCAUCUCAUCAUGUGAAGCAAGAGCCAAGAGAGGAGUUUAGCGACUGGCCUCACGCGCUGCUAGCUAUUGGAACUUUUGGUUCAACAAGCAACGGUGUAAGUGACACCAAAAGCAAGAAUGUUCAUGAAGAGAUCGAAGAGGAGCAGGAGUCUAUCCCGCAACCCGAGCAAGAAGAAGAGUCUUCUUCCUCUGAUGACACUGAGGAUUUUACUCCAGAGGAGGUGGGGAAGUUGCAGAAGGAGUUGAUAAAGCUCUUGUCAAGAACCAAGAAAAGGAAGUCUGAUGUCAAUAGAGAGCUCAUGAAAAAUCUUCCUUUGGAUAGAUUCUUGAACUGUCCAUCGAGUUUAGAGAUCGAGAGGCGAAUCAGCAAUGCGCUAUGCGCUGUUGUGGAUUCAUCUGAAGAGAAUAAGGACGAAGAUAUGGAGAGAACAAUUAACACUAUAUUAGGUAGAUGCAAAGAGAUAUCUAAAGAAAAUAAGAAUAAAAAGAAGACAGACAUAAGCAAGACGUCUGUCUCAUAUCUUUUUAAGAAGAUCUUUGUUUGUUCAAAUGGAUUUUCUACAUCCCCAAACCCUAGCUUGAGAGACACGCUUCAAGAAUCUAGAAUGGAGAAGUUGUUGAAGAUGAUGCUACAUAAGAAAAUUAACUCUCAAGCCUCCUCAAAGCCAACAUCAUCUACAACAAAGAGAUACUUGCAAGACAAGAAACAACUCUCUUUGAAGAGUGAAGAAGAAGAAGAAACAAACGAGAGAAGAAGCAGUAGUGAGGGGCAUAAAUGGGUCAAAACAGAUUCUGACUUCAUAGUUCUUGAGAUCUGAUCGUACUUCAAACUCUUGCAAUAACCUACCAACAACAAAGAUUCAAACUCUUGUCGAGAAGAUUCGAAAGAAAUAAUGAAACGAUUCUCUUGUUUGGGAGGUUUUUUUAAUGCAUCAUGUAGUGUAUACCUUCUCUCUUUUUUUGCAUGAUUUGUUUUGUGUGCCAUGGGUCCAUUGAACCAAACAUGUUCUUGAGACAUACAUACAUGUGUUUAAGAAUGCAUGUACACACGCACAUGUGCCUAUGUGAUCAUUUGUAUCAUUUGUGUAAUUUUGAGGUGGAUAACCUUAACUUAUAAAAAUUAAUACCGCUUCUUCAUUAUAACAUUCUUUCUGCAUUUGAUUUAGUUAUUUGUAAAAGACGGGUAAG